Molecule: messenger RNA, 951 nt
Organism: Colletotrichum graminicola M1.001
Lineage: Eukaryota; Fungi; Ascomycota; Sordariomycetes; Glomerellales; Glomerellaceae
Exons: 1
Coding region: 1-951 (316 amino acids)
Source: RefSeq, a predicted model, not a curated record
AUGAUCAACUCGAAGAAGGGCUUGGGCGACUCCAUUUGGGCUUCCAGAGGCAAAGCCCAACACUCCAAUAGCUCGUCCACCUCUGUAUACCGACCACGGACAUACCAGGCCACGUCCUCGGUCAUUACCCCCGCGGCACCACGGCCUCCGUCGCCAACCAAGAGCUCCAACUACUUCCGCCCCGGCGCGAACACGAGCACGCCCUCCUCAGCGCCCGCCGCCGGCGUCACGAAGAACGCUGCAGCCACCCACGACGGGCUGACGGCGCAGCAGGAGUUUAGACGCUACAUACAGAUCGUGCGCCGGCUCAAAUGGAAGCUCCCGUACCUGAGCCACGGGUACCACCACGCGAUAGCACGGCCGGGGGACCCGCUGUACGGGGGCGAGACGGACGCCGAGGAGGCGGAGCUCAUGUUCAAGCUCGACUUUUACGAGUACUACAUGCUGCUGGAGCGAGCGCUGGUGCACCUGAUGGGCGUGUUUGGGAUCACGGUAUCGCGAGACGGCUGGGUGACUACGUCGGCGACGCCGCGGCGGGCCGACGGCGGUUUCGCGCAGCAGGCAACGCACACGUACCACCAGAACGUCAUCGCGGCGCUGGAGAGGGAGGACAACCCGCUCCACGAGGCGCUGGGGACGGGCGAGGUGCUGUUCCACCUGUCGAGGGCCAAGGAGCUGAGGAACCGGUGGAAGUACGCCGAGGAGGGGGCCAGGGCGAGGGCGAACGGCGAGGCGGGGCGGGAAAGGGCCGGGACGGCGCCGCUGGAGAGCUACGACUUGGACAAGAUUUUUAGGCACGUCUUUGCCGGGUUCGAUGCUGGAUACGCGGUUGCCGAGAAGCGCGUCGCCGAGGAGGCGGCCGUCGGUGGGGGAGCGGGGGGUGGCGCCGAAGAGAUGGAGGAGGACGAGUAUGACUUCAUGGUCGAGGCCAUGGACUGGGAGGCCGUUUAG